This is a messenger RNA of Anopheles cruzii, 1675 nucleotides long. RefSeq lists its product as uncharacterized. Bases 381 to 968 code for a protein of 195 amino acids. The transcript is spliced from 5 exons. The record is from RefSeq and is a predicted model, not a curated record. Gene Ontology annotation, biological process: copper ion transmembrane transport; intracellular copper ion homeostasis. Gene Ontology annotation, molecular function: copper ion transmembrane transporter activity. Gene Ontology annotation, cellular component: plasma membrane. Lineage: Eukaryota; Metazoa; Arthropoda; Insecta; Diptera; Culicidae.
AGGCGCGGAUGAACGAGAGUUGCUACCUCAACGAUCAACAGCAUCGUCAUUCUCCGGUUCGCCGGACCCCGUGCUUUGUGUGACCGAAACAAUUGGGUGCCGUGACAGAGUGUUCGUUUUCGAUUGUGUCGAACAAACUGCGUUUGGUUCUACGCCGCCACAAGUGCCCUUUCGUACCCUGCCGUGUCACGAAUACAGGCUCGUCCCGGAUUGCAUCUCAUUCCGUAUGCUGCGCGGAUGAUUAUCGGCUCCGGGAAGCACACACCAUACUCGCUGCAGCACCUGCAUCAGUGCAACCGCGACAGCGGAACGUAGUGAAUCGUGCCACUUUCAGAAACAGGCCGCGCGGUAGGUGCUGGUGAACGCAACGCGACGACGACAUGAUGCACAUGACAUUCUGGUGGGGUUCGAACGUGGGCGAUGUCUUCUUCAAAGGGCUGACCGUUAACGGGACCGGCGCAAUGGUUGCCCUCUGUAUGACGCUUACCGCACUGUCCAUCGCCUACGAGGCGUUUAAGAUCCAUGGCGCCAAAGUGCGCGCACGGACGGCCCGGGAACGUGUCCGUGCCGCAUCCUGUCCACCGAGCGAAAGUGCCACGCUCCUAUCGCUCGAAGGGGCCACCGGUAAUGGGCCCCGUAUGACCGGACCGUUGUCGAAAAAGAUUGGCACGCUCCUAGCGGAAGCGAUCGUCUUUCUGUUCCACAGCAUGCUCGGCUACGCUCUGAUGCUGACGGUCAUGAUCUACAAUGGCUACCUUUUCGUGGCCGUCGUUGGAGGCAUGGGCCUCGGGUACUUCCUGUUCGGGCACCUGUCGAUGAAGGUGAACAUGGAGAACUUCCAAGCGCACCAGAACAAGGUGAUCUGCACGGCGCGCUGUCUUCAGCAAGCCGAAAGUUGCGCCAUGAGCCACUCUACGCCCUGUCCUUCCUCUCGUACUUCCCGAUCCAAUUAUCAAACCCUGCACUAAUACUCGGCCUCCAAACACUUUCCGAUUCACACUCAUCCAUCCGCAUUGGUCCGCUGAAUAAGGAUGUACCUCGCGUGUGGAGCCUUCCCUCCCGUGUUCGUUUCUCCCGCUCCCUAGCACCGAUGGCCCGCGAUGUGCGCGCGUUUUGUGUUCUGUAGCUUUGUGCCUGACCGCUGCUGCUGCUCGUUUCAGAAUCUAUAAACCCCUCCGCGUCCACUAGCCGUGACGAUCGUGCUGGAACAUCGAUUAGCGCUACUCCGAGCUCGGCUGAUGGGCCAUCGAACAGUACCGCGACAGCUUGCCACUAAAGGUUUCCUGUGAGUUCCUGCGAGCCAAUCGAUCAUAAGCAAUGUGGCAGCCUUGCCGGGGCGAGGACCCAAGCACAAAGCAAAACGCUACUCGAACUGUGAUUUUCCUGCGACACUCUACCGGGGUGCGGUGGUUUUCGCUCGGUGGUUAUUUUACAAGUGCUAGACCGGUUCGAUAGAAAGAUUAGUUGUGCCAAGAACGCUCUGCUCUGAGAAUGUUGACAAUAUUUAAAAGCAAACCACAGAGUGCUAUCUGUACGUACCACCAUUUGAUAGGUUUCCAUCUACUACCAUAUUCUUUUGUGAUAUUUUGUUUGUUUGUCCGAUUGUGCGACGUUUGCGGACGCGCCUUUAUUGAUGAACUGUUAUACAUCCUUUUUGAAUAAACCAAGAUUAUAA